Molecule: messenger RNA, 666 nt
Organism: Corylus avellana
Lineage: Eukaryota; Viridiplantae; Streptophyta; Magnoliopsida; Fagales; Betulaceae
Source: RefSeq, a predicted model, not a curated record
AUGGCUGCAAAACUAGUGAGAAAAUGCUUGGUUUUGCUGGUUUUAGUUCUCUUGCUUGUUGUUCCUGCAUUUUCUUUUCCAUUAAAAAGACGAAAACCUUUGAAUGUGAUCAAAGAAAUAAACCACAAAGGGCCUUAUCUUGGUCUGGUUACAGUGUAUCCACCCGAAGAGAAUGCUUUUUUUGCUACUGGGAUUUUCAAGCCUCACAGGACUCUGGAUUUGUCAGGCAGACGAUUUCUGGUGGGGAAGAUCCAUGAGAAGAAAGUUAUCUAUGUGAGAUGUGGAGUUGGAAUGGUGAACGCAGCUGUAGCAACUCAACAGAUGCUGGAUCUAUUUGACAUAAAAGGAAUUGUCCAUUUUGGCAUUGCUGGGAAUUUAAAUGAUUCUUUGUCCAUUGGAGAUGUUUCCAUUCCCAAACAAAUUGCUCACACCGGUAUUUGGGAGUGGCUGAACCCCAAGGGAAAAUUGAACCCUAAUUAUGUUGCUCACUUGGAUGUGGCAAGCUACAAUGUACCGAAAGGUAAAGGAAGAAAUUUGUUGGGGCGUAUUGGAUAUAGCAAAGAGGAAUUCUUCUCCGAGUUGGGGAAGCCCAAUGCAGCUCGGCCACUGGUUUGGGCACAAAUUAGUCAGCAUUGGUUGCAUCUUGCUCACAACUUGAAGGUAUGA